AGCAGGUCCAAAGACUGUGGCUUUUUCAGCUGCCUUGGUAGCUCUCAGUCAAUGAGAAACCCUCAGGUUGAGGAAACUGUGGCCAGACCGGCAGUGAGGCCGGGCCGAUCGUCCCUUCCGGUGGCUCCUGCUGAUGGGUGGCUGGGCCUGCGCCUGCCUGACCCGGCUGUCUGCCUGUGGGAUGUUGGGGCCAGCUCUCGCCUUCAUACUCUUGUUGCUGCAGGGACAUCACAGCCAAGCUGGCUUCUCUUCCCUAGAAUCCUUUGAUACUGAUGAACCGGUGACGGUGACGAGACCCUCGGGAACGUCUCUCCAGCUCCGCCCCAACCACACACAGACUGGUGCGGUCGCUGCGGAAUGGAAAGCGGUGCUGCAUUCACGGGAACAGAAUUCUGUGAUAGUCACUUGGAAGAAUGUUUCUGGUUCGAACAAUGUACAUUGGAAGUCGAGUUCUCAUUGGAAAAACAGAAUCGAUUUUAGGACCGAGGACUUCACUCUUUUCAUCAAUGCAUCUCAGCAGCCGGACAGUGGUGUCUACAUUCUGGAGGUCACCAGUGAGAGCGGGGUCACUUCGAGACACAAGUUCAACGUUUCUAUAUUUGACCUUGUUGGGCAGCCACGGCUGGAGGAGCACUGGGAGCCCCUGGACAGAGGGAAGUGCCAGGUGACACUGCUGUGCUUGGUGUCCAGAGGUGGUGACGUGAGCUACACCUGGUACAGAGGGAGGGAGCGGAUCGCGACACCGAGAAAUCCUUCCAAGCUGGAGGAGCAGAUCGUCCCUGACAACAGCUCGCAGAUGUACACUUGCAACGUCAGCAACCCUGUCAGCUGGGCAAACCAGACUCUCAAGCUCACCCAGGGCUGUCUGAGUGCCCACCAGAAGCUUGGCCUCCUGCCCCUCUUGGUGAUCAUCGUGAGCCUCACCACCACCGUGCUCCUCAGCGCCCUCACCUGCUUCUGCGUGUGGAGAAGGAAGAGGCAGCCCAGACCAGAGGAAUUUCUGACGAUUUACCAAGAUGUCAACAACCAGUCAACCAGAAGCAAUCAACAGCAGAGGCAGGAGCAGGGCCCCCCCGAGGAAGGGAGCACCAUCUACUCCGUGAUCCUGCCCCAGUGUUCUGCUUCCACAUCACAAGAAAAUGAAAAUAUGACGUUAUACUCAGUGGUGCUGCCUUCCCAGAAGUCUGGAUCCAAGAAGAAGCAGCACAGCCCUUCCGUUAUUAGCACGAUCUAUGGAGAGGUUGGAAAGGUACAAACCAAAGCUCAGAACCCUGCUUGACUGUACUGCGAGGAGCUGGAGAGCGUUUGUUGAAAUCCCAGUGGCUGGGGACUCCGCACCUCUGUUACAGACCAGCAUUUGAUUUGGGAACCAGUGCAACAGAUGAUACCACACAAGUCUCUACAGAAUUGUUCCUAGUUCGAGCAUUUGUUCAUGGACUAUGUUUUGUUUUGAAAAUGAUAUAUAACAGCCAUUAAAAGAGC
This is a messenger RNA of Molossus molossus (Pallas's mastiff bat), 1482 nucleotides long. RefSeq names its product CD244 molecule (gene CD244). Gene Ontology annotation, biological process: natural killer cell activation involved in immune response. The transcript has 9 exons. Gene Ontology annotation, molecular function: MHC class I protein binding. The record is from RefSeq and is a predicted model, not a curated record. Gene Ontology annotation, cellular component: external side of plasma membrane. The coding region runs from base 134 to 1279 and encodes 381 amino acids. NCBI's taxonomy places the organism in Eukaryota, Metazoa, Chordata, Mammalia, Chiroptera, Molossidae.